Alternaria postmessia is the source of this 1647-nucleotide messenger RNA. RefSeq lists its product as uncharacterized. Gene Ontology annotation, molecular function: 2 iron, 2 sulfur cluster binding; flavin adenine dinucleotide binding; oxidoreductase activity, acting on NAD(P)H. The coding region runs from base 1 to 1647 and encodes 548 amino acids. NCBI's taxonomy places the organism in Eukaryota, Fungi, Ascomycota, Dothideomycetes, Pleosporales, Pleosporaceae. The transcript has 3 exons. The record is from RefSeq and is a predicted model, not a curated record. Gene Ontology annotation, cellular component: cytoplasm.
AUGGCUCAAGAGUUCAAGCUAAAGGAUGUCACUUCCUUACAAAUGAAGAAUGGAGAGAAGAAAGAGGUUGAAGUCGAGGGCGUUGAGGGAGGAAAGGUCCUUCUUUUGAAGGUACAGGAUCAAGUUCAUGCCACAAGUUCAAACUGCACACAUUACGGAGCUCCUUUGGUGAAGGGUGUAUUAACACCAGAGGGUCGUUUGACAUGCCCAUGGCACGGAGCCUGCUUCAAGGUCUCGACCGGAGAUGUUGAAGACGCACCCGCGCUCGAUCCCAUUGCGAAAUACGAAGUAAUCGAAAAGGACGGGGCCGUAUACGUCAAGACCACAGAGGAAGCAUUGAAGAACAACAGGAAGUUUUUGAACAUAAAGUGCUCGUCUGUGAGUGAGGACAAGGUGCUGGUCAUUGGAGGUGGUUCGGGCACCCUUGGUGCUAUUGAAGGUCUCCGAGGCGGUGGGUACAAUGGCAAGAUCACCGUUAUCUCUAAAGAAGGCUACCAGCCUAUCGACCGAACCAAGUUAUCAAAGGCACUGUUGGCCGACAUCUCAAAGGCGGCAUGGAGAUCGAAGGAAUUCUACAAGGAUGCGUCGAUUGACAUCAUUGAAGACGAGGCUAAGAGCGUAGACUUCUCAAGCAAGAAGGUCUCAACCAAGUCCGGAAAGGACUACGAAUACUCCAAGCUGGUGUUGGCCACUGGUGGUACACCAAGAUGGUUGCCACUCGACGGUUUGAAGGGUGAUCUGGGCAAUGUCUUCCUCCUUCGCACCCUACCCGACGCACAGAACAUCCUCAAGGCUGUUGGUGAAAACGGCAAGAAGGUCGUGGUGGUUGGUAGCUCGUUCAUCGGCAUGGAGGUUGGAAACUGCCUCGCCGGCAUGAAGAACGAUGUCACCAUCAUUGGUAUGGAGGAGGAACCAAUGGAGCGCGUAAUGGGCAAGAAGGUCGGCGCAAUCUUCCGCGGUCUUCUCGAGAAGAACGGCGUCAAGUUCAAGAUGGGCGCCAGCGUUGAGAAGGCCACACCGUCAAAGAGCGAUUCUUCCAAGGUCGGUGCCGUUCAUCUCAAGGAUGGAACCACACUUGAGGCCGAUCUCGUUAUUGAAGGUGUUGGUGUUGCUCCUGCGACUGAGUACCUCAAGGACAACUCAAGUGUUACGCUUGAGAAAGAUGGAUCUUUGAAGACGAACGAUUCUUUUGAAGUCAACGGUCUGAAGGAUGUCUAUGCUAUUGGUGACAUCGCAACAUACCCCUACCAUGGUCCGGGAGGCGACGGCACACCAGUCCGGAUAGAACACUGGAACGUCGCACAAAACGCCGGCCGCUCAGUGGCCAAUACCAUCAACACUCCCGGAUCCAAAGCCAAGCCCUUUAUCCCUGUCUUCUGGUCUGCAUUGGGUUCGCAGCUGCGAUACUGCGGCAACACGGUCAACGGCUACGACGACGUGGUUCUGCAAGGCGAGCCGGAGAAGCCGUCAUUUGUCGCAUACUACACCAAGGGCGAGACUGUUGUUGCCGUAGCGAGUAUGAUGAAAGAUCCAUACAUGACCCAAGCAGCAGAGCUUAUGCGCAGGAACAAGAUGCCUGGCAAGAGUGAGCUGCAAAAGGGUGUUGACAUCCUAGAGGUUGGUCUCCCGAACGAGAUCAAGAUCUAA